Molecule: messenger RNA, 2152 nt
Organism: Condylostylus longicornis
Lineage: Eukaryota; Metazoa; Arthropoda; Insecta; Diptera; Dolichopodidae
Gene: bnl
Exons: 3
Coding region: 70-1446 (458 amino acids)
Biological process (GO): cell differentiation; fibroblast growth factor receptor signaling pathway; positive regulation of protein phosphorylation
Cellular component (GO): cytoplasm
Molecular function (GO): fibroblast growth factor receptor binding; growth factor activity
Source: RefSeq, a predicted model, not a curated record
AUUUUAAAUGAUAGUUACAAUAAUAAUAAUAAUACAAAUAGCAAUAUUGUUUUUAAAAGAAGUUAUGAAAUGUUAAAUAUUUUAACUAUGUUUAAUAAAACAUUAUUAGAUUAUAAUAAAAAUAGUAGUAUUGUUUUUGAUAAAACGGAAAACGUUGACUUUUUAAAUAAAUAUUUUAAUAGUAGUUCUAGAACUUUUAAAACUCCAAUUGAAUUCAUAUCAAAAAAUGAUUCAGAUAAUUUAGAUUAUCAAUUAAAUAAAAUAAAAAAUAAUUUAAAUAAUAAUAAUCUUGAAAAUGGAUAUUGGAAAGAACAGAAUAUUACCACACAUAGUACUCAUUUAAAAAAAUCUAUUAAUAGUAAGAAACAUAAAAGACUGAAUAAUCAUAAUAAUUUAGGACGCAAUGUACGAUCUGCCAAUUUAUCGGUUAGUGGUUCAACAAAAAAGAUUCAGCUAUUUAUUAAAAAUCGUUUCAUACAAUUAAUGCCAGAUGGGAUUGUCAAUGGAACUCAAGAUGAAACGAGUGAUUUCACCAUACUACAACGCACCACAGUUGAAAUCGGACAAAUAAAGUUUCAAGGAGUUGCUACAUGCUUAUAUUUAUGCAUGGAUAAAUGUGGUAAUGUUUUUGGAUCGAAAGAAUUCACUGAUGAUUGCAUCUUUAAUGAAUCCAUGGAAGAACAUCAUUAUAAUACAUACUCAUCAACAUAUAAUUCUAAUUCAAGACAUACUUUAUAUCUAGCUUUAAAUAGACACGGUGAACCUCGCAAAUUACAAAUACCGCCAUCACGAAGCUUAGGUAAAUUAGCAACAUAUACAAAAUCAUUAACGGAAAGUGUUUCAGAUGAUAGAGCUCAAAAAUUAAUUAGUAAAUUAUUUGGACCAAAUCGAGUGAAACACGGUGUUCAUCAUCUUUGUGAUGCUGGUAAACCAUUAGUUAAUUUAACUAAAGCUAUGUUGAAACGUCCUCCAAAAUGUAAAGAGGAUAGUGCAACAACAGUGACAACUUUAUCAACAUCUACAGAGCAUAACAAAAAACGUAGAAUAAGCGCUUAUAAAGAAAAUAAUAAUAGACGUAGUAAUAAUAAUAAUAAUAACAAUAAUAAUAAUAAUAAUAGUACCAUAAACGGAAAUUUUACAAAUACUAUUGUAAACAGUAGUUUUAGUAGGACUAUGACCAAUAUUAAAAAGACAGAUAAUAUUAAUAGAAAUGAAAACAAAAAGCAUUGUGGUGGCAACGGAAAUGCUCCUAAAAAGAAAAAACGAAAACAAAAUGAACAGGGUAAUAAUCGAUGCAACAAGGGACCUCAAAACUCCUCUAAAAAACAUAAUUCAGGCCAGAAUAAAAAAUUAAAACACCAAACUACAACGACAACCACAGUCGCAUCAAUAACGAUAAACACAACGGAAAGCAAUAAUAAUCAAACAACUAUUAAAAAAAUCUAGGAAACAGAAAAAUAAUGUGAUCAGAUACUCCUUAUUAAGAAAAGGACACUAACAAUAACAAGGCGCUCAGUAAAUGCUUUUUAGAUGUCAAAAUCAAACAAAAAAAAGCGUAGGCAAACCGCCAUUGUAGGAAUAUCCGUCAUAGCUAAUUUGCAGCAGAAGUUAAUCUUCUCAAUACAAUUAAGUUAUAUCGAAUUAGAGUUCAUAAAAUAAGGACAGCUUUAAAAGAAAAAUCAAAAAAGUAAUGAAAUGUCAUCGUUUCAAUGAACAGAUUAGCGCACAUUAUUAUUGAAUUGAACUUCUGCUAAGCGAUGACAGCCGUAUAUUAUCGGUACGUUUAAUAUGUUGUACCGUAUGGUGAUUAUCAUUGACGACGGAAAACUGUUACAGAAAUGACAGAUAUUAAAUUUGAGAGUUAUGCUUUUGGAAUUGAAAGAAAAUUCAUUCUUUUGAUCUUGAAUUUAAGAUUUGUUCUGUAUGUCGGAAAUAAUUAUAACGAUUGGGUGUUUUAUAUUAAUUUUUAUAUUCAAAGAGCUGAUUAUUGUUAAUUCUGUGUACAAUGGUUAUAAAAUAAAAUUUUGACAAUAAUUAAAUUUGAAUAUUUACAAAACAAAAAAAAAAGAGAGUGUGAAAUAAGUUUCUUUUUUAAGCGAAGCUUUUUUUCCCUUAUUUCAAAUUGUUAAAAUAUACUCGAAAAUUUUAAGAG